AUGUUGAAGAGAAGGAAGCGUGUGAGCAAUUCGGCUCAGUGGUGUAAGAAUUUAAGAGAUUCCCACAGAACUGAUCGUAGCAAAAGGAGUGAACAUCCAAUGUCGUUCUCUUGUGGGGAACAUUUGGAGGCAGUGCGAAAAGAGAUGACGGUGUUGGCGAAUCAAUUGCAAAUGAGCAAACAGGAGCUGGAAAAAGUGAAAAUGGAAACGACGAAUUUCCAGCAGCAGUUAAGUGCUUUGAGCGAACAAGCCCUACAGAGUCAGAUGGAGAUGGUAAAGAACCAGGAGGCUACUAAACGAUUACACCACAUAAUUUCGAGCUAUAUGCCGAUGCUACCUCCAGAAUAUCAGGCGUUUGCACUUGGUGAGUUGGAGAAAAUCCGUCGAGACGAAACUCAAUCACAGCAAGCACAAGCAGCAAUACUGAUGGGUGGCAUGCCUAACAUGAUGAUGGCCAGGAAUCCCAUGAUGAUGGCUGGAAUGGGUAUGGCUGGGCUACCAGGAGCAGCCACUGCCUCACCUCGAAUGACGAAACCGAAUGGUGUCCCGAACGGUGGCCAGAGUGGAAUGCCGGCUAGCGUUGCGAACGGUAUGGCGGCAGCAGCCGCUGCGGCUGGGAUGGCUGGGAUGCCGCCAGCAAUGGCUGCUGCAAUGCAUAUGCCUCCACAACAAGCGGCAAUGUUACAAGCACAAAUGAUGAUGGCCGCUGGAAUGGGAAUGGGAAUGCCUGGCAUGCCAAUGCCGGGCGGAAUGGCCAUUCCGCAUGCAAUGAACGGUAUCAUGCCGCAGAUGUUACCACCGAUGAGCGUCGCUGCAUCGGGAGCUAGUUUUCCAGCGCUUACACCGCAGAUGAAUGUUUCGGUCUCGAUCCCAUCGCGGAAUCCUUCAAAUGGGGCGUUAAGUGCCACUCACGCAUCAGCGACGAACUCACCGCGACCUGCGGAUCCGUUGACGCCACAGACAAGUAUUGCAGCACCUAUCAGUGCUCCUGUUGCAAGUUUGAAAGACGACCGUCCAGCACCAUCACCGGCAAAGGCUGCCGUAGAUGAAAAUGUGUCCGUAGUAUCAUAA
Molecule: messenger RNA, 1071 nt
Organism: Necator americanus (New World hookworm)
Lineage: Eukaryota; Metazoa; Nematoda; Chromadorea; Rhabditida; Ancylostomatidae
Exons: 8
Coding region: 1-1071 (356 amino acids)
Source: RefSeq, a predicted model, not a curated record